GUUUUUGAGAGAGGAGAAUUUUUUCCAUCCUUAGCUAGUAGAUUGAGCCUGCAUCAGUUCUAUCUUCAUUGGAUGUCCACCGUCAAAAGUAAUUCCGCUUCCACUCCCUCAAAAAUCUCUUUGUGAUCAACUUUAGAAUUUCUCAAAAAGCCAUGGAACUUUUUGAUGAUAUCUGGGGAGAAAAGGGAUUCUUGAAUCUGUCAGAAGCAGACAACGAUGAUGAGUUCCACAACCUGUCAACAGAAAACCUCCUCGUUCUUCCAGAAGACAACACCAAGGAAGAUGAGGAGUUUUCCAUGAUCUAUGACGAAGAUCAACCCUCUGAAAACGUUUGUUUCUCAUAUGGGAGAAAGGAAAGAGAGCAAGAGGCAAAAACUCUGUCGGUAGUGCCAAUUGUUACAGAAGUCGAGGGGAGUGUUGGGAAAAUUCAAUUUUCUACUACAUCACUAUCUUUGGCUCAAUAUCCUACUGUUGCUUCCUCUGGCAUGUCACCACGAUAUGAACAGAAUAAUUCCACCUAUGCAACAUCAUCGCCCCCUUUCAACAUAUUCACCGAUACCAUAAGACAACCAACUGUGCCCGAACGAUCUUCUUCUUUAUCGUUCUCUGGAUUAUUAGCUAGGGACAAUAGGCAUGAAUACAAGCACAGGAAGAAGGUUCCAUCUUCUACAAUGAAAUCGAGAACUUCCUACCCUGGCAGAGAGAAAAAUAGCAUUGAUAAAAUAAUUGAAGAGUACCAUAAGAAACAUGCUGGAAAGUUGGGAGUCGGGCACGCCAAUCCAAAACCACUAGCUUCUAAAGUCAUUCAGAAGAAGCCAACUAGACGAAAGGGUCAUAAAUAUUCAAGAAGUUGGGAAGGACAUGUGGUAGAAUGCCAAGAUCAACGCAGUGGAUCAAGAACAUCUGAAACCCCUGAGGGAUAUCAGUUUGAUUUUGAUGAAAAAGCUCAGUUCCAGAUGGCUGAAGAGGAAGAUUCUUUCCAACAAGUGGGCCAAGCACAAAAACAGCAUAAGAGUGUAAAUUCUUUCCAGCAGAUGGGUCAAAUGGGACAGAAAUCUCCAAAAACAACAUCUUUCCAGCAAAUGGGCCAGGCAAUGGAUAACCUAUUCACGCAGGAAGUGCAACAGUUCAAUUACAAUUACCAAUCCCUUCUGUCACCUCCAAGCAUAAAUGCCCAACAGCCAAGCCUUUCUUUCCAGCAACUGGGCCAUACAUAUUAUGAUUGGAACUCAUAUCCCUUCAACUAUACAUCAGUUCUUGAUGAACCCCACUCGCCGUUAUUCCCAGAGAGAAACUUAUGGAUACCUCGAGAAGCCGACAAUCUACCUAAUCAGUCGCAUUAUGAAUUUCAAAUGCCUGCUGUUCAAACACAGGAUUUUGAAACUCAGCAGAACACAACUGCGAUAGAUGGAAAUUAUACAACCGCACUUCCUUUGUCUCUACACGAAUCUUUCGGGUCUGAAAGAAGAAGUGGCCCAUCCUCCGAGUCAUCAUGGGCCAGCCCUUCGUUUUCUCCAUGGCAACCACAAACCGACUACACACAUAGGCCAGAAAAUAUGCAAGGAUGGGAAAUAUAGUUCAUCUAACGUGGAUGGCAGGUAGUCAUCAAUACAAGAAGACGAGAUUUCUCAGAGAAGUUCUCGGAUUUCAAUCCAGGUCCAAAUGUUACGCCACCAAGUUGUUUUCACCUUAUCUACCAAUACACAGCAGCCGACCAGAUAUCUCCAACCAAAUUUCGUAUUAGGAGUAUCUUAGAAAAACAGGCAGCAGAAAAAAAGUUCCGGUCAGAUGGGGUCAGAUUCACGUCUUUCUCAUUCCUUUUGAUGACACCAGAAGACCUUUAGUGGUACCUUACGGUCAUAUUGCGUUGCUACUUCCAAUUCGAUGAUUUGAAGUUUUACCGAGAUUUCUGGUAUGAUAUACUCUCGUGAAGUAAGGAAUCGCGAGUUCUGGUUUAUUGCUAGAUGGAAGAGACCCCGCAGUCUUGAGGCCGGAUUCCUGACAUUUCAAGUAGAUAGCGUUCUCAACCUUUCUGUAAAUAUUUCUCUGUA
Botrytis cinerea B05.10 is the source of this 2051-nucleotide messenger RNA. RefSeq lists its product as hypothetical. The record is from RefSeq and is a predicted model, not a curated record. Bases 153 to 1577 code for a protein of 474 amino acids. The transcript has 3 exons. NCBI's taxonomy places the organism in Eukaryota, Fungi, Ascomycota, Leotiomycetes, Helotiales, Sclerotiniaceae.